Messenger RNA from Leptosia nina, 888 nucleotides. The record is from the annotation of a GenBank genome assembly. Lineage: Eukaryota; Metazoa; Arthropoda; Insecta; Lepidoptera; Pieridae.
AUGGACGAAAUUGAAAAAGAAAAGAUAGCGGCCCUACCGUCCCAGUUACUAGUCAAUACAAUAUGCCAUCCUAUGGAAUAUGCGAAGGUUCUCAUUCAGCUGGGAUACGAACCUUUGCCACCGCGCCGCUCCACGACUCUGUUCGGUAGGCCUGCUAUGAUAUUACCUAAUGUUUUUCAAUACAUAAAGCACAUUAAGAAGUCAGAUGGUUUCUUUGGGUGUUACCGCGGCUUGUCGGCGAGAGUGCUCGGCCUCGUCGCUUCCAGUCAACUAUCCUCGAAGGUGAUUUAUGCUUGUGGUAUUGACCUUCCUGAAAUCAACGAUCCGCCUAACAUUGUGACUGACGAUGAACCAAAAUUCGAGGACUACUACAAGCUCGCUCGCCGCGACAUGAUUAUGCACACUGCCUCCGUUGUUGUAUCAUACCCUUUCCAUGUGGUCACUGUUAGAAUGAUGGCGUCCUUCGUCGGUAAAGAAGAGGAUUACAGUACGUUAAUAGGAGCUAUCGUUUCCAUAUACAGAGAUGAUGGCGUCCUUGGAUUCUUCCAUGGGAUUGUACCGAAGUUGUUAGGAGAUCUAGUUUGUGUCUCAAUAACAGGAGUAUUGGCCUACUAUGUAAACAAAUAUCUUGUCAAGACUAAAGACUUGAGGUACUAUACUGUACCAUUGCUCACUUUUAUUACCAGUACCUUAACUUAUCCUUUGAUGGUUGUGUCUACUUGUAUGGCUGUUGUGGGCAGCAGCUUAAAGGCAGGAAAUCCACCUGCUAUGCCCAAGUAUCCUUCGUGGCAAUCGUGCUGGAAGGAUCUCGUGAGAAAUAAGCAGCACAAGAGAGGUUCCUCUCUCAUCUUUAGAUACUAUAUCGCUCCGAUCGCAGCGAUGAAGUAA